Serpula lacrymans var. lacrymans S7.9 is the source of this 342-nucleotide messenger RNA. RefSeq lists its product as uncharacterized. The record is from RefSeq and is a predicted model, not a curated record. The transcript has a single exon. Bases 1 to 342 code for a protein of 113 amino acids. Lineage: Eukaryota; Fungi; Basidiomycota; Agaricomycetes; Boletales; Serpulaceae.
AUGAAUAUAAAGCAGUCAACAGUGGAUGGGAAUGUAGAAGUCCUAGAGAGCUUACUUAGGCAGGGAGGCAUUAGUGACAAAAAUGACAAAGAUUUUGAUGAAGACCAUGACAUUGACAUGUCUGAAUAUAUUCUUCUCAUACAUGGAGACCUCCUGACGAAGGAACAAGUGGAUUCAGUGCGAGAUAUGAGGAGAAUAGAAGAAAUACCAAAAAAUCGCUUUCAGUAUAUCAUUUUUGUCCCUGGACUAUUCCACUAUAAGAUGGCAUGUGACAAGAACAGCCUCUCAUAUGCAUCAUUAUCAAGACAUUUCAAGCUCAAAACAUUCUGGAUGUGGUCGUGA